Messenger RNA from Eublepharis macularius, 2441 nucleotides. RefSeq names its product major facilitator superfamily domain containing 5 (gene SLC61A1). Gene Ontology annotation, cellular component: membrane. Gene Ontology annotation, biological process: molybdate ion transport. The coding region runs from base 555 to 1910 and encodes 451 amino acids. Lineage: Eukaryota; Metazoa; Chordata; Lepidosauria; Squamata; Eublepharidae. Gene Ontology annotation, molecular function: molybdate ion transmembrane transporter activity. The record is from RefSeq and is a predicted model, not a curated record. The transcript has 2 exons.
GAGUCCAGUAGCACCUUUAAGACUAACCAAAUUUAUUGUAGCAUAAGCUUUUGAGAAUCACAGCUCUCUUGCACCUGACAACCCUUAGACAGGCGCUGCAUAGAGCAUUGCACGGACCACAUUGAGCAUUGCACCGACAACAAGGGUUGCAAAUAUUGCUGCCUGACGCAGACUCCCUUUGUAGCUGGGGAAGUGGGGGGUGGGGGGAGGUCCUUUCCCACAUUGCACCGACAGCCAUUAGACAAGCGCUGCAUAGAGCAUUGCACGAACCACAUUGAGCAUUGCACCGAGAGCAAGAGCAGCAAAUGUUGCUGCCCGGCGCAGACUCCCUUUACGGCUGGGGAAGAGGGAGGGGGGUCCGUUCCCACGUGACAGGCAGCAGGCUUUUCCAGCAUGGCGGCUCCCAGUGUGGUUCUUCCGAGUCGGCGAGGCGGUGGCGGAAGUGCGGGCUUGCAUGCAGCGUGAGCCAGCCUGAAAGGCGAGCCGGAGCCGGGGAGCCGGGCAGGAACUUUGGGAGAAGAUCUCGGGAGACGCGCAUGAUGAUUUGAAGCACCAUGCUGGUCGCUGCCUAUGUCGCUUUUGCUUUCCUCCUGGCGAUAUGCGUCAGCCUGGAAUUCUCCGCCUGCCGUUCCAAGAUCACCGGCCGGUCUUGCUCCAAUCCAGCUUUCCUGCGAUUCCAGCUGGACUAUUACCAGGUCUACUUCUUGGCUCUUGCGGCUGAUUGGUUGCAAGGGCCUUACCUUUACAAACUGUACCAACACUAUCACUUUCUGGAGGGCCAGAUCGCCAUCAUCUAUGUCUGCGGCUUUGCCUCCACUGUCCUGUUCGGGCUAGUCUCCUCUUCCCUGGUUGACCGCUUGGGCCGUAAGAAAUCCUGCAUCCUCUUCUCCUUGACUUACUCGGUCUGCUGCCUGACAAAACUCUCUUGGGAUUAUUUUGUGCUGGUUGUUGGAAGGGUCUUGGGAGGGCUGUCCACCGCCCUGCUGUUCUCUGCCUUCGAAGCCUGGUAUGUGCACGAACACGUGGAACGCUAUGACUUCCCCUCCGACUGGAUUCCUGCCACUUUCUCUAAGGCGGCCUUCUGGAAUAGCGUCAUCGCUGUCGGAGCAGGGGUGGUGGCCAACGUCUUUGCUGAAUGGCUGGGCUUGGGCCCGGUGGCCCCCUUUAUGGUCUCCAUCCCCUUUCUUGUGAUGGCCGGUGUCUUGGCCAUGAAGAACUGGGAUGAGAAUUACGGCAAGAAGCGGGCACUCUCCAGGACUUGCACCGACGGCUUGAAAUGUCUCCUCUCCGACCGCCGGGUCCUGCUCUUGGGUACCAUCCAAGCCUUGUUUGAAAGCGUCAUCUAUAUCUUCAUCUUCCUCUGGACACCGGUCUUGGAUCCCCACAACCCGCCGCUGGGCAUCGUCUUCUCCAGCUUUAUGGCAGCCAGCAUGGUGGGAUCGUCGCUGUACCGCAUUGCCACGUCCAAGAAAUACCACCUCCAACCCAUGCAUAUCCUCUCCCUCUCGGUCCUGAUGGUUUUCUUUUCCCUUUUCAUGUUGACUUUCUCCACCAACCCUGGGCAGGAGAACCCUUUGGAAUCCUUCUUGGCCUUCCUCCUCAUCGAGCUCUCUUGUGGACUCUACUUCCCGUCCAUGGGAUUCCUCCGACAGAAAGUGAUCCCCGAAAAGGACCAGGCCGGCGUGAUGCAUUGGUUCCGCGUCCCACUGAACCUGCUGGCCUGCCUCGGCCUGCUUAUCCUCCAUGACAGUGACUACAAGACGGGCACCAGGAACAUGUUCACCAUCUGCUCCGUCAUGAUGGUGAUGGCGCUCUUGGCGGUCGUAAGCCUCUUCACCGUGGUCCGUAACAAUGCAGAACUCAGAAUGCCCAGCCCAGCGGGUCAUACUGAAACCUCUUCUGAGCUCUGAUCCCGUUGCUUGAGAUACUGUGCUGGGGGAAGAGUCUUCGGCGCUCAGCCGUUGUGCAGUAGUUGCCUCUCACUUGUUGACAUGCCGAUAGAGGGUAUCGGCGAGGACUCUGCAUAGAAAAUACUGAGCCUCUGCUAAAUACUAUGUUAUCUUCCAUAUCGGAGGAAUCCUUUUUUUAAAAAAUGGGGUUUUUUGCUCUUUCCAGUAAAGUCAGUCCACUUCAGACUAGAUGGUCAAAUCUCCGGCAAGCAUCGCUUUCUUUUCUGCACUUUGGAGUUCUUGAUUCCAAGAGCUUUUUGACUUCUCUUAGCAAACCCGGAGGGGGGGCAUCUCCUCUACCACUAGCACCCGUAGUGGUUAAGAGAGGGAUAGGAGGCGGCAUAUUAGAAGGGCAUAGCCUCUUUUUUAAAAAAAGAAAAUUAAAACGAGCAGUGGGGGGUGAUAGGUAUCAAUAUUUAUCAGUAUUGGACUGAGUCACGACUAUAUCAGCCCGAUUCCUUACGGUCUAUCCUGUGCUUUAAAAAAAAAAUA